CGUCGAACACUUUCCAAGUAUUAGACGCCGCGUACGGAAGGUAGGACCGUGUUAGCCUCGGGAGAGCUCCGUUCGCACAGACUAUCACUCUUACGUUUUUGUCUGUGGUUAUUUGCUGUACUUUGUCACGUAUAGCCGCAUUUAUCUCUAACUACGUUAUUGUAAGAAUGCUAAUAUUGUGAAACGAAUACCCCCGUGACGGCAUAAGUGAACAUCAUUAACAUUUCCGAAGGCACACAUUUUGACAGUACUAGUGUGUUGGAUGUCAUAUAGUUGUGCAAGUUGGGGCCAGUUGUUUUCCCUUUAUUCACAGAGGGCACACAUUUUACAAACAAAUGUCCAAAUCUCGGCACACCACCAAUCAAAAAUGUCACAGAAAGUGGAUACACACGUCAAUUAUGUACCUUCUGCCUUCCAGUUGUUCUGCAUGUCACUGAAUGUCGCCACCAUAGAUAGAUAAACAAAAUACAUUAUUUGUAGUAAAUAAAUAUACAUAUUUUGUAAUUAACGGAGUGAAAUUGAAUAAUUUCCUGUGGCACACCUGAUCAGCGCUAGUGGCACAGUGUUUGGGAAUCACUCGGAUAACAAAAUUUUCCCUCUGGCGAUCAUUAUAAGAUAUGUCAUACAGGGGGCUCCAGUGGUUUACACACGCAAUUAACUAGUUUGUGUAGCGGCAUAAUAAUACAUGACACAGCUCAAGAAGCAACAUUCAUUUACUGCCGUACUAGCAGUUUUUCAUUUUAUUGUUUUAUAUUCGUGGCUUAGAAGUGUUUUCAAACAGAUAAUUACUCAUAUUAUUAUCCUACUGUCACGAUACGAAGGUAUCCGUUUUCACUGGACCCAGUAGGAAGCGGAGGCUAUCCAUGAUACUACUGUGCUGACUCCCUGUAUUUACGUGGCCAUUUUAGAAGGCCUUGGUCAAGUUCGGUAUGUCAAGCAAUUGUUUACUGCGUCCUUUCUUUGUUUUUGUGCUGCAUAAGCAAUAUUGGAAAGUGACCUGUUGACCUGUCAUCAUGGUGAUCCGAUGUGGUCUAGUCACUGUCAACAAAGAGCCAGUUCCUCUGAAGGGCAUUGAAGUGGAAGUUGAGGUGAAGGACCACGUGGCCACUGUGGUCUCCACGCUGCACUAUGAGAACAAGGAGGACAAAGCCAUAGAGGCCAUUUUUGUCUUCCCUCUGCCUGCUGAUGCUGCUGUUUGCCAUUUCAGUGCCAAGGUUGGACAAACUGAGAUUGUAGCUGAUGUGAAGGAGAAACAGGAAGCCCGAGAGGAGUACGACGAUGCGGUGAGCUCUGGUCAACAGGCCUUUCUGCUGGAGGAGAGUGAGCAGAGCCCAGAUAUCUUCUCUCUGAGUGUGGGCAGUCUUCCUCCAGGAGAGAGCGCCUCCAUCAGGCUGGAGUACGUCACCGAGCUGGCUGUGGAAGCGGACGACGGGCUGAGAUUUUGUCUGCCUGUGGUGCUAAACCCUCGCUACCAACCUCAAGGGAGUGAAGGUCACGGUAUCCAGGUGACAUCUGUUCCCGCCUCUCUAGUGCCUUACAGUCUGUCCUUCUCUGCCCGGGUGUCCUCCCCUCGUCAGGUCUCCAAAGUGGACUCCAAGUGUUCCCUGGAGCCCCUGCAGUACCUCAACAAGGAGCAAACCCAGGCGCUCAUUAAACUGGCUGCAGGACACAAGUUUGAAAGGGAUGUUGAGCUGUUGAUUUACUACAAGGAUGUUCACCAGCCAACUGCUGUGGUGGAGGCAGGAAAGCCGUCCGCCAAGCCUGGCACACUGAUGGGGGAUGCGGUGGUGAUGCUGAGUCUGUACCCUGAGUUCCCCCAGGCAGGGAUGUCUUCACUUGCCACAAGUGGAGAGUUUGUGUUCUUACUGGACCGAUCUGGAAGUAUGCAAGGUGCUCGCAUCAGCAGUGCCAGGGAUACUCUGCUGCUACUUCUGAAAAGCUUGCCAGUGGGCUGCUACUUCAACAUUUACAGUUUUGGCUCCUCCUUUGAACACAUCUUCCCUAACAGUAUGGAGUACAGUGAGAAGACCAUGGAACAGGCUCUGAAAAAAGUCAAGGAGAUGCAAGCUAACCUGGGAGGAACAGAGAUACUUCACCCCCUCCAACACAUUUACAGCCAGACCUGCAUUCCCAGUCAACCACGACAACUCUUUGUUUUCACUGACGGCGAAGUGGGGAACACCAAAGAGGUUACAAGCUUGGUGAAGAAGAAUUCUAAUUCCCACAGGUGUUUUUCUUUUGGGAUUGGACAAGGAGCCAGCACUGCUCUCAUCAAUGGUUUGGCUAAGGAGGGAAGAGGUCAUGCUCAGUUCAUCACAGGUGCUGACAGGAUGCAACCAAAGGUGAUGCAGUCACUGCAGUUUGCGUUGCAACCAGCAGUGGAGGACAUCUCGGUCACAUGGGAUUUGCCAAAGGGAGUGUCUGUCACGCCUCUCUCUCCGCCAUUAACAAAUAUUUUCCAGGGUCAACGGUCGCUCAUUUAUGCUCAACUCACUGGACAGAGUUCGGAGGAAACUGAUGAUUGUGUAACUGUGAAGUACAGCCUGGCAGGCCAUCUUUUCCAGAGCAAGCUUGGCUUCACUCUACAACCCACAGAGGACACUGGAUUAACAGUCCACAGGCUAGGUGCUCGAACUCUGAUUCGUGGUCUGGAGACCAAGGAGACUGAGAAAGAUGGAGAAGUGAAGAAAAAGGUGGUGGAUGUCAGCAUCCAAUCAGGAGUGAGCAGCUCCUUCACCGCCUUUAUUGCCAUCAACAAAGGCAGCAGGGAAGCCAUUCAAGGACCUCUGCUGCACAGACGUAUUCCAGUAGGCCGCCUUUGCUCUACAUCACAGCGUGCAUCUUCAGCUAUGUUCUGUGCCCUGGGACCUCCAGCGAAAGUGGAAAAAGGAAGGAGAGGUCUUUUUAUGAAGAAAAGUGCAUUCUGUAACCUGAAAAGCGUUGCAGAUCCCAUCUUUUGUGGAGGAGUAGCGUGCAACAGUGCUGAAUCUUCCAUCGAGAAACCCCCAGACCCUUUGCUGCAGUUGGUCUCCCUUCAGAAGGCGUCAGGCUGCUGGGAGCUAAACCCGGCUCUGGCUGCUGUGCUGCACAAGACCAACAAGCAGGUGGAACAGACCAAGCCAGCAAAGGUGAACGGGAAUGUAUGGGCCACCGUUCUGGCUCUGGUCUGGCUCCAUGGGUUGAAGUUGGAUGCUCAAGUCGAAUGGAAGCUUCUUGCUCGUAAAGCUGUGUCAUGGCUGGUGGCUCAGAAUGGUAAUUCCCGCAGAGAUCCCCCUCCCCACCCGUUUGUUUUUGUUUAUCAUGAGUGGAUAACGUUGUUUGUGUGUUUUUUAAAGCACCAUGUAUGACAGAGUGUGUCAUUGCUGGAAACACUCUGUUGGGCUGCUCCGUACAAAAAGACGUCCUGGGCCUUUAAGGUGUCCAAUACAAUGAUGGGCCUUCUGCUGAUUUACUCCCGUUGCUCUGCACUAUUUGCCAUUCCUCCACAUUUGGUUGUUAAUUGGUCUUUAGCAAGUGUGCCUUUUAUCAUUUUCCUUUUUAAUGUAGUCAAAAUAUUAAAAUUGAUUAUUUACAGUGUAAUUUAAUGGUUUAAAUAUACAAAGGUGUUAUGGUCGUCAUGAGACUACAGGUGUGUCUCUAAAGAAGGUAAUAUGAAACCAAGAAACAGGUACAACAUUGUGUCACACAUGACUAUGGCCAGAUGUUGAUUUUGAAUAGGAUUCAACACUCUGUUUAUGUUUUCACUGAUCUUUCCUCUUUCACUAUUUAAAAAUAAAGAUUCCCUCUCAGCUUCA
Phycodurus eques (leafy seadragon) is the source of this 3794-nucleotide messenger RNA. RefSeq names its product von Willebrand factor A domain-containing protein 5A-like. The transcript is spliced from 18 exons. The record is from RefSeq and is a predicted model, not a curated record. NCBI's taxonomy places the organism in Eukaryota, Metazoa, Chordata, Actinopteri, Syngnathiformes, Syngnathidae. Bases 1014 to 3347 code for a protein of 777 amino acids.